Homarus americanus (American lobster) is the source of this 6037-nucleotide messenger RNA. RefSeq names its product serine/threonine-protein kinase BRSK2-like (gene sff). Gene Ontology annotation, cellular component: cytoplasm. The transcript has 14 exons. Gene Ontology annotation, molecular function: protein serine/threonine kinase activity; tau-protein kinase activity; ATP binding. The record is from RefSeq and is a predicted model, not a curated record. Gene Ontology annotation, biological process: microtubule cytoskeleton organization; intracellular signal transduction; protein phosphorylation. NCBI's taxonomy places the organism in Eukaryota, Metazoa, Arthropoda, Malacostraca, Decapoda, Nephropidae.
CCAGGCAGCCCGCCCACCCCUAGUUCCAACAUGGCGGUCGAGUGUGCGGGGGAGCGCUGGCGGGCUCUCGCUAGUGUUAGUUAAGCAGUUUGAUGUGCUCUCGGAUUACUUACCUGACUCCUCCACCAUGCAGAAGGAGAACAGUCACCCACCAGACAACCAUCAGUAUGUCGGGCCCUACAGACUGGAGAAGACUCUGGGCAAAGGGCAGACUGGUCUGGUGAAGCUCGGGGUGCAGUGUGUGUCCGGGAAGAGAGUAGCGAUUAAAAUUAUCAACAGAGAGAAAUUAACUGAAUCCGUGUUACAAAAGGUUGAAAGAGAAAUAGCUAUUAUGAAAUUGAUCGAACAUCCACACGUGCUGGGCCUCUACGAUGUUUAUGAGAACAAAAAAUACUUGUACCUGGUGCUUGAACACGUCUCUGGUGGGGAGCUCUUCGACUACCUCGUCAAGAAGGGCAGAUUAACGCCAAAGGAGGCGCGCAGAUUCUUCAGACAAAUUAUAUCAGCCUUAGAUUUUUGUCAUAGUCAUUCUAUAUGCCACCGGGACCUCAAGCCAGAGAACCUUCUGCUGGACGAGAAGAACAGCAUCAGGAUUGCCGACUUUGGUAUGGCCUCUCUCCAGCCUGAAGGGUCUAUGCUUGAGACAUCGUGUGGCUCCCCGCACUACGCUUGUCCGGAGUGUGUUCAUCCUACAAAUUAAUACCUAUAUCCUAAUGAACACACAGGUACACGCAGUGGUGUGUUCUCCAUAGUGGUGAUCCUGUACGCCCUGCUGGUGGGAGCGCUGCCCUUCGACGACGACAACCUACGGCAGCUACUGGAGAAGGUGAAGCGCGGCGUGUUCCACAUCCCUCACUUCGUCCCUCCAGACUGUCAGGACCUGCUGAGGGGCAUGAUCGAGGUGAACCCUGAGAAGAGAUUCACGCUGGAGGAGAUCAACAAGCAUCCGUGGGUGAUCGCUGGAGGGAAGGGAGAGCUGGAGUUGGAGAAGCCCAUGAUGGAGGUGGUACAGACCCACAUCAUCCCCACCAAGGACAGCAUCGACCCCGACGUCAUCCGGAACAUGGCCUCCCUCGGCUGCUUCAAGGACAAGGAUAAGGUCAUGUUGGAUCUCCUUGACCCAUGCCACAACACAGAGAAGGUCAUCUACUUCCUCCUGUUGGACCGAAAGAGACGGAAACCAGCGUGUGAGGACGAGAACGAGAUCAUCCACCGGUACCGAUCAGAGUCAGCCGACCCGCCACGCAAGAGGGUAGAUACCUGCUCCGUCAACGGCACCAUGUCCCACUUCGAGCGGCUGGCAGAAGGCUCUCCCAUCAGCCCGCGCCGCAACCUCUCUCAUCAGUCGUCGCACACGCUGCCAUGUAGUCGUCGCCGUUCUGGUAACAACAACAGCGGGUCACACUCUCCUCUUCACUCCAACAACGUGACGCCCACCGCCUCCCCGCUCUCCUCGCCACGCACCUCCCGCCACCACCACUCCCAGCCGCACUACCAUCAUCACCACAGUAGCACCACCAGCAGCACCAGCACCAGCGGGGUCAGCACCGUGGUCAGCAGCACCAGCAGUCACCAGCAGUCGGGCACAAUAACUUCAGGUGAUGACAGUAACCCGCCGUCAGCACCUGGCUCCCCUUAUUCGGCGCCUUACUGGAAGUCUCGCCUCAACACUAUUAAGAAUUCUUUCCUAGGUUCCCCGCGCUUCCACAGGAGGAAAUUACAAGUUCCGACAGACGAGGUACAUUUAACGCCGGAGUCGUCGCCGGAACUGACGAAGAAAUCAUGGUUUGGGUCGCUAAUGAGCACGGAGCGUGACGAGACCUACACAAUCUUGGUAAAAGACAAGGCCUUGGCUACUGUCAAGGCUGACCUCAUCCACGCCUUCCUCUCGGUGGCAGAGUUAAGUCACAGCGUCACGUCACCGAUGAGUUUCCGGGUAGAAUAUAAGCGGGGCAGCACGGGUCCAGCCAUGUUCCAAAGACACGUGAGGUUCCAAGUGGACAUCACGCCGGUGUGUUCCCCUAAUGACCCCAACCCACUCUACGCCAUUAACUUCAUCCUCCUCUCUGGGAACAUCCGACGUUUCCGGCGAAUAUGUGAGCACAUCCAGGCUCAGGUGUGCAGCCGACGGCCGCCAGCCUCCCCGAGGGUAGGACGCAAGUUUACUACAGAACUGUCUGAGUCUUCCUCCUGUGGCUCUGAUACCUCCGAGAGACUCUCACCCUUCCCUCCAGGAAAACAGACUGAGAGCGACGUAGAGAGCGACGUGUCCCAGUCAGAGGGCAAGAACCUGUCUAGUGGUCGGGGCGGCACGGAUUCUCCUCAACCCAAUGUGUCCAAUGGGCGUAGCACCUCGGACCCUGAGACGCAACAGCUGGGGUCGUCAGAGCUGGCCACGUAGUCCAGGGCGGGCCGGGCCCCUACUGGUAGCGACGCCAGCACCAGCGCCCUACUGCCACCACCCUUCCUGCCAGGCGGCCCCUGUGACCAGGCCCCGCGUUCCGUCGAGAAGAACAUUUGCUCAUCAGGACAGAAUAACAUUAGGGAUGCAUAAUGCUAUGGCAAACGGCUAGAAUAUGAUUGCCAACGUGAUUAGAUAAAACUUGUCCAUAUACUUAUGUAUGGUAAGCAAAUAAACUUUGAAAUUACUUGUUUUUACCCCUAAGGACGAAUGAACUAGAUAGUGCUUGCUGGUAUGAUCAGUGUCGUGUUUUGUCCAGGGAUGGUUUAAUCUGAAAAUGCGAAAAGAUACUUUUAGCUUCAAGUUUUCUUGUCGAUAGGCUUCCUAACAUCUUCUGAUAUUGGUGGAGUAAGGUACUGUGACUUCUUGCUUGCAACUACGUUAUUCUACUCAUUUUAUACUAUAUUUAGAAAGAGUGUUUUAUAGGGUAUAGCCAAAGCGACGAAACCUACAACCAUUUAUUAUUUCCCAUGCAAGUUCGUAGCAUGCCAAAAGGUUAUUUGUCUCUGCAACAAGUGACAGUGGAACGCUUCACCAAAUUGAAAUCGUCCGUAGAGAGUGCUGACCUGAGAAUGACAAAGUCAGCACGCUUGCAACAGCAAAAAAAACUGAUCUUUCUCUUUUCUCAGGCAAAGUCCUGUUUAACGCAGUGUUUGUGUACUUGGGACUGUACGUGAGGACGGGAGUGAGACAGAGUCACCACUGUACUGGCUCUGUGUUGGCCAGCCUUACCAACACUGUGUUGUUCUCACUACCUACAUUACCCUGUAUUUACUCAGAAAGAAUUACAUUGUUAUGUAGUUUUAUUCAUGAAGAAAAACCAGAUGAGAAGUGAGGUACAAACUGGUGUUUGUGAAAGGUGGCCACAAACCCAGGGAUUAAAGAGCAGUACCGGGAGCCCUAACUUCAUCAACUGAUCAGUCAUCCUCCAUCACUACCACACCUCAACCGUGAUAUCAACCCAACUUCUUUAAAUAUAUUCAAGAACUAUUUCUUCCGACUCAAUAUGUAUGUAAUCAGUGAACUUUAGUCUUGGUAUGACCUUCUGGUAAUCCUCUGUUGUUUUUGUUCUUGUUCAUGAUGAAUUUGUACACAAAUAUAUCAUUAUAGUAUAAGGUUUGAGUUGACUACAGCUAUCAAGAGUAAUGGUGAACCCCUUGUGGAGUGAACCUACCAGUAAUGUACCAACACUGUGCAGUGUGAAUCUGACAGUAACAUUUGUGUGUCUGACAUUUGCUUAACCAUUUUCCUCCUCAUAACGGCCAUAAAUGGUAAACUUAGGCACAUGUAGUGUGGUAGAACACUGACAGUUAGAACACUCAUCAAUCACCAUUCAGGAUUAUUAUCUUGUAAACCUUGGUGCUUGGCCUUGCAUACUAGACAGUUGUUCAUAUCGUUCCAAAAUUGGCAUCAGUUGUUGCACAUCGUUAACUGUUCAAUAACUUUCCAGAAAAUGUUAUUACAGUACUCCUCAAUGGCCCGCGAGUCGCUUCUUUAUGAUAGGACAAAGGAUAGAAUUAACAUAACUACAAUGGUAAUUUUGAUAAAUUUCAUAAACUUUGAUCACUAGACAUAAAUAUACCAUUGUUUGUAUUUUGGCACAAGGUCUCCCAACAGCCACUUGCUGAUUGAGAUUCAGUGAACGGAGAAACAAAGAACACAACUUUGUCUUGCAUUCACAGUUUUCACAUUUUUCGGGUUUUAACAUUACUAUCAGGUAUAACAGAAAACAGUGUUAAUACUGAUUCAUCACAUUCUCUAGGCAAGAGAGUUCAGGGAAUACAGUACACUUUAUCAUAGAGGUGACCAUAAGUGAAAUAAACCUUUCACCAUCAGCUGUGUCUGAGGAAAAGUGUUUCAGGGACUCUUUCAGCCAACCACAAGACUGAAAACAAUGUAACUCCCACUUCAAAUGCCAAAGAAAUAUGUAAAUUAUUCUAUGACUCCAGGAUGAUCCUGGCAGAUCACUUAAAUUCUAAGAGAAUAUCAUCGACCACUAGGAUUCCAAAUGAAAUGCUAGUGACUGUAAAUCAGUGCAAGACUGUGGUAACUCUGUGGCAGGUCAAAAGUCCGGAGAGUUUGGAUUUGUUCCCAACACUCCAGGAAUACUGUAGACCUUAGGUAACCAGGUACCUCUGGGCUACUGAGAUGAUUGCACAAUAUUAACAAAAUAACAUUACAGUUGGACUGAUUACUAGGGUAAAUUUCUCAAUGUCAUAUACUUGAAGAGGAAGCUAUCAUAAGGCGUGCCAUAAAAGAAUAUUUAUGCCUGAGUAAGCAGCUUCCACAACAGAUCCAUGUCUAUGCUGAUUUUUUUUAGAGUACAGUUCAGUACAGUACAGCAUAAAACCCUGACAUAUUUAAAGAAUCAGUCAAUCUGGAGCUAAAAGAAUGACACUUGAAUGUUGGUUAAAAUUGGUAUAUAAUCUUAACUGGAGAACCAGGAAUUCUGCGAGCGAAAGAUAGACUCGUUAGGGUGGUGGACAGACACACAGAAGGUCUGCUAUUAUGCUGGGCGGUAAGAGGGCCUUGUAUCGCACUUCCUCAUAUAAACACACAUUCUUUCAUCAUGCACGACAUAACAUUUAUUUAUAUUUGCAAAUCAGAUUCGAUGUAACUUGCAUUCUCUGCUGCUUGAUGCCAGAUCUAAUCCAUUUUGGUCAAAUCCAAUUUAUUUUUUGAGUUAUAUACGUAAUGAAACUAGAGCGUUAUAUUAGGCAUGGAUUGUCAAGAAAAGUUUAUUAUAGCUUUACCAUUGUUAGAGGCAGCAUAUAUACACUGGAUUAAAUAUUCUCGGUAGUGCAGUCCCAUUUUAUACAGCCUGUUUUGUACAAGUCUUUCCUACUCAUGAACUCAUCUUCACAGCUGUCAUCUUACUAAAGCAGCCACUUAGAAUACAUGCCGGGUGGCCUCAGAAAUGGAUUACGGAUCAGUAGGAAAAUAUGUGACGCCCUUUGAUUGGCCAGAGAGAUGCUGUGUCUCUACGAAUGAGCGUCACAGAUAAUCCAUGUGAUUAUGACUUCUUUUUCUGGUCACACCCAAACGUCUACAAAGUUUGGCGAUUCUCACAAGCCAACGAGGAGGCCUUCUGUAACCCUCACCUUUUCCUGCAGCCCAUGUGUAGCCAGGGCCAGUCAGGUAGGCCCUUACGGCGACGUGACAGCCACACUUACCGGGCACCAGGGCAACCCCGCUAGCAAGCUCCGGGACCCGGCCAGGCUGCUCGUUCCCAUGUAGUCUUGUGGCGAGGACAGCAAUAUCCGACCUAAUGCUGAGUUCUCACGAGUUUCAUUUUUCUAUACACAUCACCUUAAAAAUUAGCCUUAUUGGAGGAUUCUCCCAGGUCUGUAAUAGCUGGCCUCGUCACAUGCUUUAGAGGAGUAAGCUGUUGUGCAGGUGUGGAGGUGGGGCCCCACUGGGUGAGAGUCGUCAAGUUAUAGCGUCCAGUUAGGUCUAUGCUCUCAAGGUUUUGUCCCGACACGGUGUGUGUAAGUUUUGUAAAUAUUACUUUGUAAGAAAUAUGCUUGUUAAGUCUGUAUUAUACUCAUAUAAAGACCAGUAUCUAGGACAUAUCAA